AUGUCAUCCGGAGUUGCUGGUUGUACUCAAAUCGCUUCAAAGAGUGUAGAGGGUCGCAUGGAGGCUCAAGUACAGCUCAUGAAGAGUCAAAUUGACUUCCUACAUGAAGCUUUGGCCGAAGUUAAGGGGGCAAACCGAGACUUGUCUCAAAUGCUUUCAAAUCAGCAAGAUAAAGCUAUGGUAAGUUUUGAGAAAAUUGCUGAAAAUUUAAGAGUCUUAUGUGAUCGUUUUGAAGUUAAACAAGUACCCUCGUAUGCUGGAAUGUUGCAAGUGUCAUUGCCUUUGUUUUAUGGUUGUCAUAGAGAAUAUGAUACUUGGGAAAAGAGCAUAGAGAAUUUGUUUGUGUUGCUUAACAUAGAGAAAGAGAGUGAGAAAAUAGCCUUAGCUAUAGGUUGUUUUCGUUCUAAUGCUUUGAAUUGGUGGAAGCUAGUUUCAAAUAUCUAUUCGCAUUAUUGGUUUCGUAACUUGGAUGAUUGGAAUGAUUUGAGAAGUGCUUUGCGAGAAAGAUAUGUUGAGGGUUGUUUCGAGUUCGAAGUGGAUGAGAACGACUACAUGUUGACAGACCGUUUCCACUAUGGCUUGGACAAGUGUUUCAAACAACAUCCAAAGAUAAGGAGACAAUCAAGGCUCUAUGAGGCAUACUAUGCUGCCUUAGAAGUGGAAAGAGAGCAUGAUACUUCUUGUGGUUGGAAUGGUCCAAUUGAGGAUCGGGGUAUAGAGGUUGAUGAUUCGAGGACGAAUCCUCUUAAAGAAGGAGGGGAUGAUGAGAAUCAUGUAGCCUUCCAUGGAGGUUCUCCUAGUGAGGGGAAUGAGUUAAUCCUUCAUUCUAGAUUUGGAAUGCCAAGUUUACUUUGCAGGCCAAUCAAGGAAGAAAGGAUGGAUCUUGACUACCUAUGUGAUAGGGAGUUGGUUCAAGAGAGCUAUGAUCAAGGUGAUGAGAAUGUCAUUAACUUUGGGGUGCAAACCAAAGGAGAUGAAGACCUCAUGGAAAUAAGUGCUGAAGAGUAUCAAGAGAGUUUGACUCUGUGUGCUCCAUGA
Oldenlandia corymbosa var. corymbosa is the source of this 1038-nucleotide messenger RNA. The record is from the annotation of a GenBank genome assembly. NCBI's taxonomy places the organism in Eukaryota, Viridiplantae, Streptophyta, Magnoliopsida, Gentianales, Rubiaceae.